AUGGCAACUCCAGUACAGAACCAGAAGGCCCUGGAUCUUUUCAUCCUGAUGCCAGUGUCCUCAGACAUGGUAUCGUACCUUGCACAACAGGCCCAUGCUGUCAUAAGGUGCGAACAUCAGUCUUUCCAAACGGACAAAGACCUGCCACCGACCCCACCGACGACCCCACCCAACGACGAAACCAAAUCACUGUCACAGUCUGCUCUGCCAUCGCUGGAAGAAUUCAUUCAGUCUCUCGUUGAUAAGUCUCGUGUCCAGGUACCUACCUUAAUGAGCUCCUUGAUCUAUCUCUCCAGACUGAGGGAGCGUUUACCACCUGUGGCCAAAGGCAUGCGAUGCACUGUCCACAGGAUUUUUCUUGCUUCCCUCAUCCUUGCGGCCAAGAACUUGAAUGACAGUUCGCCCAAGAACAAACAUUGGGCUCGCUAUUCUUCUGUCAGGGGCUACGAUGGGUUUGGCUUCUCCAUAACAGAAGUCAACUUGAUGGAAAAGCAACUACUAUUCCUUCUGGACUGGGAUCUUCGAAUCACGAAUGAUGACCUCUUCAUGCAUUUUGAACCGUACCUCGCUCCUAUCCGCCAGCAGCAAGCACAAAAGGAGCAAAGCCGCCGGAAGCAUGUCAGGGAGCCCGCGACCCUUCAGCAACAGCGUGCUUACUAUUCAAAACCCCAACCUCAGCGUGCUUAUGCUUCGACAAGUUCCCUUCCUCUCCUACCUGGUCAGCCACAGGCUGUGGGCGUUUACGCAACUCCACCAAGCUUCUCGUCCUCAGCAUACCUCUCGGAUCUAGAACGAUUCUCAGUCUCUCAUCCUUCUGCUCAAUCCACCUCGGAGCUUCCCCUUCGAUCGACUCGGCGACCUACACCGACUCACCGUCAACGAUCGGUCUCCCCACCUUCCGCAGAAUCUGUCCCUGCCCUAUCUCGCCCAGGCACUUCCACGGACAGUUACAGCUGUUCUUCUCGCUCCACUUCUGCCUCUCCUCCUUCGACCACACAUAGCACUCCUGGCUCCCUCGCUUCAUCUUAUGGCGGGGAGCACGACGCUUUUGUGCCGAUCAUUGGGAGAGACGAUGGGGGUGCGAUCACCGACAGCAUGUACAAGUUACGGCCCACGUUGGGUCAGCACCAAUUGAGUGCUUACGAAGACAAGCCAGCGAAGAAAAUGAGGACAGGAAUGGGAGGAAACAUCAUUAGCAGGUUCCUCAAUUCAACGCAGCCAUACCGCGUACGAGCUUGA
This is a messenger RNA of Bacidia gigantensis, 1239 nucleotides long. RefSeq lists its product as uncharacterized. The record is from RefSeq and is a predicted model, not a curated record. Lineage: Eukaryota; Fungi; Ascomycota; Lecanoromycetes; Lecanorales; Ramalinaceae. Gene Ontology annotation, biological process: regulation of cyclin-dependent protein serine/threonine kinase activity. Gene Ontology annotation, molecular function: protein kinase binding; cyclin-dependent protein serine/threonine kinase regulator activity. The coding region runs from base 1 to 1239 and encodes 412 amino acids. The transcript has a single exon. Gene Ontology annotation, cellular component: nucleus; cyclin-dependent protein kinase holoenzyme complex.